Lymnaea stagnalis (great pond snail) is the source of this 1008-nucleotide messenger RNA. NCBI's taxonomy places the organism in Eukaryota, Metazoa, Mollusca, Gastropoda, Lymnaeidae. The record is from the annotation of a GenBank genome assembly.
CUUGUCACCGCGCCACUUGCGAUUGUAGGUGCCGUCGGGAACGUCGUCAACAUCCGAACAUUUUUCUCCAUGGGGGUCUCCGAUGGCGUCAGCGUGUCGUUGGCGUGGCAGGCAGCCUCUGACCUUUUGUUCCUGGUGUCCGUCGUCAUCAGCUCUGCUGCGAUCGCCCUGCACGGUUUUGAGAAGAUCAGCGAGUACACGUUCUGGUGCCCCGUGGACCCGGAAGCCGUGAGCUUGGUGUUCAAUAACACCGGGAGUGGCUCCUACGCCAUUACAAUGCUCGUGACGACCUACGUCACGGGGGUCCGUUGUUUGAGUGUGGCCAGGCCGUUGCGGUUCCGAAACUUCCCAGCCUUGAAAAAAACGACACUCGUCUUGUCUGUGUUCACAAGUCUGUGUAUCGCGUCAGUGAUUGCGUUGUUAGUUUUCGUAGGCGUCUCACCAAAUUUCGACACGAAGCUCAACGCGACGAGACCGAUCCUGUGGAUAUCGCCCCAGCGAAAGGUCACCAAGGACAUUAUUUUCGGCCUGAGGGACGCAUUCUUGCCCUUCGUCUCUCAAAUCCUUGUUAGUUUAUGUGUCGUCGUCAUGGCGACUAGUCUCCGCGAGGCUUCCCACUUCCGUCAGAAAUAUUCAUCCCAAAUAGCAUUGAAGAACCGGACACCGAACACAUCGGCCCACACUUCAAUUGUGCGAGACCCGCUUCAGAAAAUGAAUACGGUCACGCUAGCAGCGGAACCGCAAACCGCGCGUGGGAAGUCAUCGACCAAACUAACCGGCAAAGAUCUACAAGUCGUCCGUCAGAUGCUCGUCAUCGCGUCCGUCUACUGGGUGUGCAACGUCCCCAAGACGGCAUUCAAUUUGACGACCAUCAUCUUCACAGACUUCAACAAGGGCGGCCGCUACGAGGCUUUGUACACGACGACGAAUUUUCUCAGACAACUGAUCCAGGUCUUCAACGCCGGCGUGGGCAUCUUCAUUUACUGGAACUUCAAUUCCAGGUUCAGG